AUGGUACCUACUUGGGAGGUGAGGAUAUCCUCAACCGAAAGAGUCUUCGCAGCGACGCCAGCUCCAGAACGCCUUGUCGCACUAUCGCUGUUAGAUGCCACGACAGCCAACUUUUCCUUCACCAGCGCCCUUUGGCUCUUGGAACGCCCGGCAGGUGAACUGGGUGAUGGAUUCAGCCUGGUACAUCAUCUCCGCAGCUCACUGAGGGCAGCCCUCGAGUUCUACCCGUGGUGGUGUGGUCGACUAAAGAGCGUCACAUCGCUUGAUGGCACUGUCGAGGAUGAAACGGCCUGGCAUAUCCCACGACAUGCCCGGCGGUACGGUCGCGUGUACGCUCAAUACGGCGUCCCUGAUCAAGACCCCGGUGUCGAGUUCAUCGCCGCCACAAGCUCCGCCACGCUGGAUGAUUUAUACCAGACCGCCCGCCCGCAGGCAACGCCGCUGUGGAAUCAGACCGGGCUACCACUCAACUCGUUCGGUCCCUCUACCAACAUAGCCAGCGCCCUGGAGGCUAAUGAGCCCGUCGCAGGCAAACGGCGUCCCCUGCUGGCUCUGCAGGUGACUGAGUUGGCCUGUGGAGGUAUAGCCUUAGCUGUCAAAGGUGCACACCCGUUGGCCGAUAUCACGUCUUUGGUGCGCUUUGUCAAAGACUGGGCCAGUCUCAGCCGCUCGGCUCUGGACUCGAGCACGCCCAGUAUUGAACCAGUUGUUCUUGACCCCGAACUCCUCGACUCCAAGGCUGCUGGCGAUAUCAAUGCCGACGAGGCAGUCGCCACUAUAAUCCGUCAGGCGGAGAGCCUACCUUUGCACCGGUACGACUGGUGGACCUCGCCGGGCGGCCCUGCGUGGGCUACCAAGAAACCCAGCGUGUUCCCAGAAGAUCUGGCCCCGGCGGGACGGCCGAUCCCCUGGUCCGAGUGGGAUUUUGCCGCGCCCGUUUCAACUUACAUUAUUCACUUUCAUCGGGCCCAGAUCGAUCAUCUCUGGAAGGUGGCUACAAAGAGCGCCCAGAGCCCCAACAGCAUUCGGAUCAGUAAGCACGACGCCAUCCUAGCCCAUAUAUGGUCAUGCAUCGUGCGUGCUCGGCAGCUGGAAGACGAUCCUAACCCGGUGCACUGCGACCUUGUGCUCGGGGUGCGGCCCGCGCUUAAGCUCAGCGAAGCGUUCAUGGGAUCUCCUAUCAUCAUGGUCAACAUCGAGAUGGCUGGUUCAGACGUGGCAUUCAAGACCUCUGGUUCAGGAGGUGGCGAGAACAAGAUCGCCAAGUGCAUUCGUGAGACUCUGAUUGAGAUGAGCAACCCGGAGAACAUGGCAGCACAUCUCCACAGUGUGGCUUAUGAGAAGUCGCCCCAACGUCUAUGGCAGGCAUUCCUGGGCCGACGCCACAUUCUGGUAACAACUUGGGCACGCGCGGGCAUCUACGAUGUAGAUUUUGGCCUCGGGUCUGGGAUUCGAUAUGCUGAUGCUGUGCUCCCAGCUAUGGACGGAGGUGUCUUGGUUAAAGAGGGCCCGUCGUCAUCGCCGCAUUCGUGGACAGACAAUGGUGUGGAUGUGACUGUACAUCUUCGCACUGAAGAUAUGGAGCGCUUGGUGCUUGACCCGCAACUUUUACCUGCAUGUACUUAG
Messenger RNA from Diaporthe batatas, 1626 nucleotides. RefSeq lists its product as uncharacterized. Lineage: Eukaryota; Fungi; Ascomycota; Sordariomycetes; Diaporthales; Diaporthaceae. The transcript has a single exon. The coding region runs from base 1 to 1626 and encodes 541 amino acids. The record is from RefSeq and is a predicted model, not a curated record.